Saccostrea echinata is the source of this 2345-nucleotide messenger RNA. Its product is annotated as potassium voltage-gated channel protein Shaw-like. The transcript has 2 exons. Gene Ontology annotation, cellular component: membrane; voltage-gated potassium channel complex. Bases 3 to 2345 code for a protein of 780 amino acids. Gene Ontology annotation, biological process: potassium ion transmembrane transport; protein homooligomerization. NCBI's taxonomy places the organism in Eukaryota, Metazoa, Mollusca, Bivalvia, Ostreida, Ostreidae. Gene Ontology annotation, molecular function: delayed rectifier potassium channel activity. The record is from RefSeq and is a predicted model, not a curated record.
AGAUGUCAAAAUCAUCGGAAACUCCAUCAACAAAGGAAGUCACGGAUGACGAGGAUGAUGACUCUCACGAUGAAACAGAUGAAGAGGGCGAUGUUUACGAUAAUGCAGACGACAUCAUCACGUUAAACGUUGGUGGUGUACGACACGAGACGAGAAUUCAAACUUUAAGGAAGUAUACACGAAAGACAACAAGACUCUCAGAAGUUGCAGACAUCGCCGAGAAAACAGGUAAAAGGGAAUUUUACUUUGACCGUCAACCGGAUUUUUUCCCUUUCAUUCUGAAUUUUUACCGUGUGGGAAAACUUCACUUACCACUUAAUAUAUGUGGUAUGAUUCUGAAGGACGAACUUAAGUAUUGGAUGAUAGAUGACAAAGACAUAGAACAGUGUUGUUGGGUACAUUAUAUAAAGUAUGAGGAAACGCACGCAAUGUUAGAAAUGUUCGAUCUUGACGAGAAACACAAUCGGCUGGCCACAAAGCGAAUUAAGGCAGAUGCCUCUCGGUUCGAAAGAAUUCGUCCGAAACUUUGGAGAUUUCUCCAGGAUCCUUAUUCAUCGAGAGGGGCCACGGUAUAUGCUGUUGUCUCGCUUCUGAUCGUCAUACUUUCUAUCACUGUCCUUAUGGUGGAGACGCUUCCGUAUUUCGGCUCAAUUUACGCACAUUCCAAAGCCGACAGAAGGAAUUUUACAAGUGAAGAACUGAAAGACGAAAUCAACAUUUUCAAAAAUACAACACCAUUGUCCGUUUUACUUAUUGUUGACAACAUUUGCAACAUUUUCUUCCUAUCUGAGUUGGUCAUCAAGUUCAUAGCCGCUCCAUACAAAAGACGCUUUUUAAUCACACCAUUUACUUUGAUUGAAUUUGUUUGUUUGAUACCAUACUACGUUGCUGUGACCCUAGUUUUUGCACACCCCAAUCCGAUCGAAAUUUUCGACAUAGUUCGUCUGCUGAUAGCUUUACGUGUUUUGCGAAUAUUUCGAAUUUUCAUUCUGAUGAAGCACUUUAUGGCACUAAAGGUGCUGAUGUACACAAUGAAAGCCAGUACCAACGAAUUAUUUCUCCUGCUGCUUGUCGUUAUUAUUGGAGUUGUAAUCUUUGCUUGUUUGGUAUAUUACAUGGAAAUUUUCUCUGAUGAAGUAUCCGAUUUUAAACACAUUCCGCUCGCAUUUUGGUGGGCUCUCAUCACCAUGACAACAGUCGGAUAUGGUGACAUGACUCCAAGUACGGGAUUAGGGUAUACUGUUGGAUCUAUGUGUGCCAUCAGCGGAGUAUUGGUAAUUGCUCUAUCAGUUCCUGCAAUUGUUCAGAACUUUACGUUGUACUAUACACAUGCACAGUCUCGUUCUAAAUUAAAACAGCGGAAGCGGAAGUAUAGACUAGCCAAAUGGACAAAAAUUACGGAAUUGUUAAAAGAUAAAAUGGGAACUUCCGAAAAACCAUCUUUACUAAAUAUCGUAAAGCUUGCACAAAACAGCAAACUUAGACGAAAAUCAGCUUUCAUUCCUUCAACUUCAAAUGGCCAUAUACAUUCAUCUAGGGAUAAAAGAGCACAUAGUGUUGCCGAGUCUCUUUCUAAGAAAGAUUUUUCUAAAGUAUUGCAAAGGGCUAAUGAUAAUUUACUCAACGGGAACGACUCGGUAAAGAAAGAACCCGAAACUGAAGUAAAAAAGACCCGGUUUGAGUUGCCAGAGCUUAAGAUCAAAAGUAACAAAGUAGCGAGUGUAACCGAGGAACAACAAGACUCGAAGAAUGAGAAACUUGAUAUCAAAGGAAGACACAAAAGUAGUACUUCUAGCCCCACCAGUGAAGGUGGUCUUACUUCACCUAAAAGUGUCAGGUGGAGACUUCCAGGAGAGCAAAUAAAACCAUCUGAGAAGGUUCAAAGUAAUAGUUGGACAGAUGAAAUCGAUUCAGCAACAAAUGAAGUUCCACCCUCAAGCAUUCCUUCUCCUCUUCCCACAGUGCAAGAAGGUAAUGAAGCAGAUAUUUCAAAUUCGGAGAAUGAAGUUGAUGGUCGGAAUGGUUCAUGUUCUAAAUCUGAACCGGUUAAAAGAAAGAAAAGAAAAUGUAAAAAUUCUGGUUCAGAAUCUGAUAGUUCUUCACUCACGGACAAAGAUGAAAAAGGAAAGUACCCUAACUCAGACAGCUCUUCGGAAAAGGAGAAAAGGAAACACAGAAACUCUGAUUCAGAAUACGAAAAUGCAUCGGAGAUAGACGAUGAAAUAUUAGACGAUGCUUAUGAGGAAAUGAAAUAUGCUCAGAGAAACAGCGUACAAUCCUUAAGUGUAGACUCGUGUACUGAAAUUCAUAACAUGGCAAAGAAACGUUCAAAUUCCAUUACCUAA